AUGAGUGUUCCUAGGCGUGUGGUUAAACUCGCACAGUUUUCAGGUUCUUACCUUAAUACAACAUGGACACGAAAGUUUAUUCUUGGCUCCUUGCUACAGCGCUACGAUCCCCUACAGGGAGAUGACACUUUAGUUCCUCCAUCUCCUCAAAAAGUUAAUGAGAGCGCUGCGUUAGACAAGGAGUUAUUGCGUCUUCAACGCACGCUCGCUGAGGUCUGGUCGCUGCCCGUUCAACCUCUCGAUUCUCUGAGUGAAGCUCGUAUUCUUCGCCUUCUUGCACGCUAUGCAGCAGGGGAAGGUGCUCUCGCUACAGAAGCAUUGGAUGAGUUAAACCGUGUCCUUUCUUGUAUUCGUGGGGCUCCACAGCAUGUAGAGGAUCCGCGACAUAUGGAACAUCUUUUACAGGCGUUACAGUAUGUGAAACCGGGUGAUAAUUUGCGGCGUGUGGCGUUUGCCGGUGAUCUUCAUUACCCACCAAGCGCACUGUCGUACAUGCAUGCUCAUCUAGGCGAGGAUGUGCAGCUGGAUGGGGGAGAUCCGUUUGAUUGCAUACGGGAGCAUAUGGACGGCCCGGCGUAUGCAAUUGACUCCGCCACAACAUCAGAAGUGGAUGACGCAAUUGGUGUGCACACCGACCCGUCCACUGGUGAGGAGUACUUUAUGGUGUACGUUUCAGAUGCCACAGUGUACUGUCCGUUUGAUUCCCCGUUGGAGCAGGUGACGGCGCGGCUGCUCACUACAACAACAUACCUCCCUGAAGGUGUUUUCUUUAUGCUGCCGAAGCCUAUUGUGGAGGCGGCGACCCUGCGUGAAGAUCGUCCAUGCCGCACAUUUAACAUUCGAUUCCAGAUCGAUGAGGCAACGGGUGAUGUGAAGAACUAUAGUGUGGGUGUUGGUUGGUUGCGACAGCUCCGCCGCAUCACAUACGAUGCCGUCCAGUCGCUCUACGACGGCGAAACAGAAAAACAUACAGAUGCAACGACAACAACAACAGCAACAUCAUCAUCACCAGCAUGGAUGACAGUAACAGAUAAACAUGCAUUGCAACGUAUAUUUCAGGCAGCGCAGCGUCGGUUUGAAGCGCGACAAUUACGCUCCCGUGAGCGAUUCAUCGACGCCAAUCUCCCCGAACCACUUAUCAAAGUCUCGAAAACGCGUGUUCUCUCAGUGGAGGACCAAAUCAUAGCUACUAAAGAUGCCCGAUUAGCAGUAGCAGAGAUGAUGAUAGCUGCCAACGAGGUGUGUUCACGUGUUGCGCAGGCAAACCAUCUCCCAAUUCCGUACCGUGGUACACGGGAACUUUCAAUGGACCACCAGGUGGCGCAAUCCUACACAGAACCCCAGGGUGUCACUAAAGUGGCCUCUCUUGAUCCCCAUUAUGUAUACUUUGCUGAGGCUAUGCAGCAAGCGGUUCGUCAACUUAGCUCUGUCACACGAGCAGUUUACUUUCACACACCAAUUCAUCACGCUGGACUCGAUACAUACAAUUAUACCCAUAGUACAAGUCCCCUACGACGUUAUGCAGACAUGUUAGUACAUCAUCAACUGAAGGUGUGGCUAUGGCGGAACUCUAGGGGUAGUGGUCGUGUGACAUCUUUGCCUUCUCGAAAAAAAAACUCAUUAGCAAUGAUUGAACAGCCAAUAGCAGAACAUACUAUGGCCACUUUGUGUUCAAUGAUAAGUAGUAAGCAGGAACAGUCAAGCCUCUUGCAAGACAGCAGUCAGCGAUACUGGUUACUAAGAUAUAUUGAGCAGAAUAUUCUUACAAAGAAUCGUGCACAUCGAUUUAUUUCUUUGGUUGGUGAUACACGUGGGGUAGCGAGUGCCCCAGAAUAUACUCGUUUUUUACCUUCUUUUCAUUACAACAAUAAAAAUAACGACAGUAAAAAUCAUAAAUAUAUUGGUAAUAGUACUUUAAUGGAUGGUUUUACUCCAGCUACUGUACCCUUUGCUGGUAGGUGGCAGCAACGAUCUCAUGAAUACCGAUAUGUUUCUGAUAUCUAUAUUCCUGAACUGCAAUUUGUGCAUGUGGUACUGCACAGCUUGCCAAAGGUUGUAAUUGGGGCGGUAGUGGAAUGUGAGGUACUUGAAGUUUGCCCUACACAGGGCCGACUUAUACUGAGAGUUGUGAAGGUGUGGAAAGGCGGAGAUGAGCGCCAGUUUGAAUCACUUUGGAAGAAGGCAAUAUUACCGUCACUGGAUUCGUGA
Messenger RNA from Trypanosoma theileri, 2208 nucleotides. RefSeq names its product putative mitochondrial exoribonuclease DSS-1. The transcript has a single exon. The record is from RefSeq and is a predicted model, not a curated record. Gene Ontology annotation, molecular function: 3'-5'-RNA exonuclease activity; RNA binding. Lineage: Eukaryota; Euglenozoa; Kinetoplastea; Trypanosomatida; Trypanosomatidae. Gene Ontology annotation, biological process: mRNA catabolic process. Bases 1 to 2208 code for a protein of 735 amino acids. Gene Ontology annotation, cellular component: P-body; exosome (RNase complex).